Cyprinodon variegatus (sheepshead minnow) is the source of this 704-nucleotide messenger RNA. RefSeq lists its product as uncharacterized. The transcript has 3 exons. Lineage: Eukaryota; Metazoa; Chordata; Actinopteri; Cyprinodontiformes; Cyprinodontidae. The coding region runs from base 73 to 681 and encodes 202 amino acids. The record is from RefSeq and is a predicted model, not a curated record.
UCAGCAGCGCCAGCUCCAACCAGCAUCCUUCGGGCUACGACCUGGGCCCCCAACCGGGGGACAAGCCUUCUCAUGGAGAUGAUGGGGGCCAUGGUCGUAGUUCUGACCAUGGUCAUGAUGGUCACCAUGGAGACAAGCACAAGGAUGAUCAUGGUCAUGAGGGAGACCACGGAGACAGUGGGAGGAGGAACCGGGAUGACCGGGAUCAUGAUCGGCAUCGUGAUCGGGAUAGUGACCGACAUGAUCGGGAUCAUGAUCGGGAUAGUGACCGACAUGAUCGGGAUCAUGAUCGGGAUAGUGACCGACAUGACCAGGAUCAUGACCGUGAUCAUGACCGGGAUCAUGACCGUGACCGACGUAGCCCUGACCAUCAUGGCGGUGGCCAUAGAAGCCCUGGUCGAGAUCGCAGACGCAGACGUAGUGGGAGUGGUCACAGAAGUGGCAGCGGUAGUCGAAGCGGUAGCCGUGAACGCGGCCACGGUCAUGGCCGUGGUCACGGCCAUGGUCGGGGGCGUGGACGUGGUGGACGCUGGUAACAGUAGGCUGAUCUUCAUCAACCAGAGAGGAAAAAAAUCAAAAACGUUUUCUUUUUAUUACCCGAAACCCUUUAAACCUGUAAAUGUAGUUCUGGUGAAUUUCUUCACCUUUUGUGAGACCACUGUGUGUAAAGGAAAUGCAUAAAUCAGUUUUGGUUUGAUGUAAUA